AGGCCCCUUAUCCUGUGGGUCCUUGGAACAGCUUUAUUCACUGUCGUCUGUACGAGGCCGACAUCAUUUCUGCCAGCAGUGCACCUAUGUGACCCUGGACAAGUCAACCAUGAGCAAGCACCUUCAGAAACACAUGGGCGAGCCUCCUUUCCAGUGCCACUUUUGUCCAGCUGCAUUCAUUCAUAAGUCCAAGCUGGCGACUCAUGUGCACACCCACACAAAAGAGCAGCCUUUCUCCUGUGCCCGCUGCAGUGCAAUCUUUUUGCUGAAAGGCCACUUUAUUGAGCAUAUGCGUACUCAUACAGGAGAGCAUCCCUUCUCCUGUACGCACUGCAAGGCAUCCUUUACGAAAAAAUGCCACUUUAUCGUGCAUAUGCGCACUCACACAGGAGAACGACCCUUUUCUUGUGUCCACUGUAAGGCAUCUUUCGUGCAGAAAAUCCACCUGAAUAAGCACAUGCGCAUUCACACUGGAGAGCGACCCUUCUCUUGUGCCCACUGUAAGGCAUCUUUCGUGCAGAAAAGCCACCUAAAUAGGCACAUGCGCACUCACACAGGAGAGCGACCCUUCUCUUGUGUUCACUGUAAGGCAUCUUUCGCACAGAAAAGCCACCUAAAUAACCACAUUCGCACUCACACAGAACAGGGACCCUUCUCUUGUGUCCACUGUAAGGCAUCUUUCGUGCAGAAAAGCCACCUAAAUAGGCACAUGCGCACUCACACAGGAGAGCGACAGUUUUCUUGUGUCCACUGUAAGGCAUCUUUCGCACAGAAAAGCCACCUAAAUAACCACAUGCGCACUCACACAGGACAGGGACCCUUCUCUUGUGUCCACUGUAAGGCAUCUUUCAUGCAGAAAAGCCGCCUAAAUAGGCACAUGCGCACUCACACAGGAGAGCGACCCUUCUCCUGUGUCCACUGUAAGGCAUCUUUCGUGCAGAAAAACCACCUAAAUAAGCACAUGCACACUCACACUGGAGAGCGACCCUUCUCUUGUGUUCACUGUAAGGCAUCUUUUGUACAGAAAAUCCACCUAGAUAACCACAUGCGCACUCACACAGGAGAGCGACCCUUUUCUUGUGUCCACUGUGAGGCAUCUUUUGUGCAGAAAAUCCACCUAGAUAAGCACAUUCGCACUCACACAGGAGAGCGACCCUUCUCUUGUGUCCACUGUAAGGCAUCUUUCAUACAGAAAAUCCACCUAAAUAAUCAUAUGCACACUCAUACAGGAGAGCAUCUUUUGUGUUCACUAAAAGGCAUCUUUCGUGAGGGAAAGCCACCUUAAUAAGCACAUGCACACUCACACUGGAGAGCGACCCUUCUCUUGUGUUCACUGUAAGGCAUCUUUCGUGCAGAAAACCACCUAAAUACCCACGUGCACACUCACACAGUAAAGCAGCGCUUCUCUUUUGUUCACUGUAAGGCAUCUUGUGAGCAGAAAAGCCACCUGAAUAAGCACAUGCGCACUCACACAGGAGAGCGACCCUUUUCUUGUGUCCACUUUAAGGCCUCUUUCGUGCAGAAAAGCUACCUAAAUAAGCACAUGCACACUUUCACAGGAGAGCGACCCUUCUCUUGCGUCCACUGUAAGGCAUCUUUCGUGCAGAAAAGCCAUCUAAGUAAGCACAUGCACACUCACACAGGAGAGCGACCCUUCUCUUGCGUCCACUGUAAGGCAUCUUUCGCGCAGAAAAGCCACCUAAGUAAGCACAUGCACACUCACACAGGAGAGCGACCGUUCUCGUGUGUCCACUGUGAGGCAUCUUUCGAGCAGAAAAGCCACCUAAAUAAGCACAUGAGCACUCGCACAGAGAAGAGACCUUUCUCUUGUGUCCACUGCUAUGCAUCCUUUUCUCUGAAAUACAACCUCAUUGUGCACAUUCACACAGAAGAAUGUCCCUUUUGCUGUGUACUCUUCAAUGCACCCUUUUCAGUUAAAGGCCCCCUCGUUCAACACACUCGUACUCACACAAGACAGCGUUGCUUCUGUUGUGUCCACAGAG
Molecule: messenger RNA, 2003 nt
Organism: Rhipicephalus microplus (southern cattle tick)
Lineage: Eukaryota; Metazoa; Arthropoda; Arachnida; Ixodida; Ixodidae
Biological process (GO): regulation of transcription by RNA polymerase II
Cellular component (GO): nucleus
Molecular function (GO): DNA-binding transcription factor activity, RNA polymerase II-specific; RNA polymerase II cis-regulatory region sequence-specific DNA binding
Source: RefSeq, a predicted model, not a curated record